AUGAACAUCGCAAACGGCUUCGUCGUGACCUACCCAUCGCUGCCCGUCUACUGGCAAUGGGUCAACCGCCUCGUCCCCAACACGUGGGUGCUCUACGGGAUCGCGGCCUCGCAGCUGUCUGACCUGGACACCCCCAUCGCCUUUGGGGGCCGCACCUACGCCAUGUCAGACUUCCUGGAACGCGUGUGGGGCUACACCUACGACAUGCGCUGGUGGUGCGUGCUGAUCGUGUUUGCCAACAUGCUCUUCUACCGCGUGGCGUCAAUCCUGGCGCUGAGGUACUUCAGGUUCCUCAAGCGCUGA
This is a messenger RNA of Monoraphidium neglectum, 303 nucleotides long. RefSeq lists its product as hypothetical. Lineage: Eukaryota; Viridiplantae; Chlorophyta; Chlorophyceae; Sphaeropleales; Selenastraceae. The record is from RefSeq and is a predicted model, not a curated record. The coding region runs from base 1 to 303 and encodes 100 amino acids. The transcript is spliced from 4 exons.